Messenger RNA from Solanum dulcamara, 1444 nucleotides. RefSeq names its product cytochrome c1-2, heme protein, mitochondrial. Gene Ontology annotation, biological process: mitochondrial electron transport, ubiquinol to cytochrome c. Bases 179 to 1111 code for a protein of 310 amino acids. The transcript has 8 exons. The record is from RefSeq and is a predicted model, not a curated record. Lineage: Eukaryota; Viridiplantae; Streptophyta; Magnoliopsida; Solanales; Solanaceae. Gene Ontology annotation, molecular function: electron transfer activity; heme binding.
UUAUUAUCGGAAGGCCCAACGAGAAAGAUAGAACAGCUCGUGCUGGAGAAAAACCUCCUCUUGGAAUAUUCUGAAUAGUUUUGAGACUAGUCUGGUUUUCCGGAUCUCUCAGGCGCUGUUUGUCCUAUCGCCGUCGAUCAAUCCUCUCUACGGUCCUUUUCCGAGGGAUUGACUAAUUAUGUUGGGAGGUAGAGCAGUCCAUCGGUUAUUAGGCCGGAAAUUUCAAUCUGAAUCCACGGCCUCUCCAAUUUUAUCACCCUUUGUUUCCAAAAAAGCUCAAGAAGAAUUUGGAUCUCUGGGCAUGAAGUCCUUCAGAACAUUAGCACUCAUUGGAGCGGGUGUAUCUGGACUCUUAGGUUUCGCGACAGUAGCAUCUGCUGAUGAGGCUGAACACGGAUUGGAAUGUCCAAGCUAUCCAUGGCCUCACGCAGGAAUUCUUAGUUCAUAUGAUCAUGCUUCGAUUCGCCGUGGUCACCAGGUUUAUCAACAAGUAUGUGCAUCUUGUCAUUCAAUGUCACUUGUUUCAUAUCGUGACUUGGUCGGGGUGGCAUAUACAGAGGAGGAAGUAAAGGCUAUGGCAGCUGAGAUUGAGGUGGAGGAUGGGCCUAAUGACGAGGGUGAAAUGUUUACUCGUCCUGGUAAACUGAGUGAUCGUUUUCCUCAGCCAUAUUCAAAUGAAGCAGCUGCUAGAUUUGCUAAUGGGGGAGCCUACCCUCCAGAUUUAAGUCUUAUUACAAAAGCACGCCAUAAUGGUCAAAACUAUGUGUUUGCUCUUCUAACUGGCUAUCGUGAUCCUCCUGCUGGUGUUUCGAUUCGUGAAGGACUGCACUACAAUCCUUACUUCCCUGGUGGAGCUAUUGCAAUGCCAAAAAUGCUUAAUGAUGGUGCUGUUGAGUAUGAAGAUGGUGUCCCUGCAACAGAAGCUCAGAUGGGGAAAGAUGUGGUGUCAUUUUUAACUUGGGCUGCUGAACCAGAGAUGGAAGAGAGAAAGCUGAUGGGCUUCAAGUGGAUAUUUGUACUGUCCCUUGCACUACUUCAAGCUGCUUACUACAGGCGUUUGAGGUGGUCUGUUCUCAAGUCACGGAAGCUGGUCCUUGAUGUUGUCAAUUAGAACACUCCCCCUAUUCGAGUUUUUGUGGAGCAGGCAAAUAAUAUUAUCUUUCUCAAAAUGCUUUUGUUGUUUGAGGUCUUACUCUGGAAUGGCCUGUUUUUUGGUAAAGCGAACAGGCUAAAAUUUUCUUCUAUUCGAAAUCAAAAUAAGAUGCCCGUGUAAUUUUGAAGUUUGACUUUUAUAGGGGAGACAUCCUCGUGUUGUUUUUGAGGUUGUAACCCGUGUUUGUGGAGCUUUGUCGAUUUGGCUGUUGUGAAACUUUACUCUCCAGAUUUAUAGUUUUGUGACUUAACAUACAAUUUUAUUGCACUUAAAAUCCUAUUCCAAGGGUUA